Molecule: messenger RNA, 379 nt
Organism: Racocetra persica
Lineage: Eukaryota; Fungi; Glomeromycota; Glomeromycetes; Diversisporales; Gigasporaceae
Source: the annotation of a GenBank genome assembly
AUGGACGCCUACGCCAUCAAGUUUAAGAAGCUCCUAAGUCGAGUGGACCCAGAAGAAUCAUUACUCGCCCAAUAUAUCAUACGAAUGUUCUUAAGUGGAUUGAAAGAAAAAACAGCAACCUUUGUGGCAGUCACUUCUCCAGGAAACAUUAAUGAAGCAAUUGUGGCAGCAAGAAAGAUAGAAGCAGGCGAAUACUACGGUGUCUACACACCUGAAGCUACAGUAAUCUCUGAUAAAAAGGAUGAAAUAAUUGAAGCAUUAGUCAAGCAAGUGCAGCAACUAUCAGUUAACUACGUCAUAGCAAAUAACCAGCAAGAAAAGGAUACAUAUGAAAGAGAAAAAUAUAGAGAGAACCCUAAGCCCAGGAAAGAAAUCAUUU